AUCCAUAUUGAUUACUGCUCACUCUACCCACCAAAUUCCGCACACAAUCUAAAGUUCACAAGAACUCUAGAUUAACACUCAUUUUCACGUUUUCAAAAAGAAAUGAAAAAGUUUUUAAAUUUGUAACAAAGUCUAUUCACCCCCUCUAGACUUUGUAUCUCACCACUUUGAGACCACCAAUUGGUAUCGGAGCCAACUUCUCACUAUCUACGCUUAGAUUAACGAGAAGCGAUCAUAAUGGUGAACAAUAUGGAUCAUGGUUUGCCCAAGUUUUCUCUUCUAGGUUAUGAUGAUUGGAAGAUCAUGAUGGAAGCACAUCUCUACGCUCUACAUGAUUGCAUGUGGAUGGUGCUUGAGGAUGGACCCUUGAAAAUCCAAAUGGAGAAUCCUGAGAGGAAUCCAGAAGCUCCUGAUGUAGUCCUGUACAUUCCAAAGCCCAAAGAAAAAUGGGAUGAUAGAGAUUGCAAAAAGCACAAUCUGGACAACGUCGCCAAAGCAGCCAUCUUCAAGACACUUGAUCCCAUCACCUUCUCUAAGAUCAAGCAUCUCAAGACUGCCAUGGAGAUAUGGCAAGGUCUUGGGAAGCUAUGUGAGGGAUCAGAGGACUUGAGAAAGCAGAAGAUAGAGGUCCUGCUUGAGAAGUUCAAAAGCUUCAAAAUGCUUCCCGGAGAAUCAUUUGAUAUGUUGGACGAAAGAUUCCACAAAAUCUUGAAUGAUCUUGCAUCACUUAACCAUGUUCUUUCUCCCAAGGAAAAGAAUGUAAGGUUACUGAGAUCACUUCCAACCGAGUGGUACACCAAAGCCACAGCCAUGGAAGAAGGAAGAAACCUGGAAAACUACACUGUCCAAGGUCUCCUUGAUGAGCUCAGAACCUAUGAGCACGAGCUGAAGAAGAAGAAGGAAGAACAAGUCACUCCCUUCCCCACGGCAUUGAUGACAACUCCAAGAGUCCCAUCAAAGAACUACGAUGAGGAAUUUGCCAUGAUGGUCAAGCAAUUCCGGAAGUUCAAGAAGUUCUUCAAGAAGGUUGACUCAAUCAGAAGGCCAUCCAAGAGAAAGCCACAGGUAAGUGACUCUCCUCCUGAAUCCUAUUUGUGUUAUAACUGCAGGAAGCCUGGCCACUGGAAGUCAGCAUGCCCGUACCCAAAGGUGGAGAAGUACGGAGAAAGAGAGAGGAACGAGAAGAAAAAGAAGGCAAUGGUUGCUGCUGAAAGUGACAAGUCAUCCAGCUCAAGCUCGGAUGAAGAAGCCCUCGUUUGCAUGGAGCGCAGAGUUGAGAAGUCCAACCAUGAGGAUAGGUGGACUAUGUCAGAAGAUGACACUCUCUGCCUAAUGGCCAAAGAUGAUGCUAAUCAAGAGGUAACUUCACAAACCUCCUGCUCAUCUUCUUAUGAAAGCAUACCAACUUCUGAAAAUCUUUUUGACCAGUUCAAAAAGAUGAUGGAAGAUUUUGAGGAAAUAAAUCGCAAACAUUCAUCCUUAACAGAGGAGAACAAACUAUUGAGUGAAGAGAAUCUCAAGUUGACUGAAGGUCGGAAAAGUCAACUGGAUGAGAUCCCUCAACUCAAGACUGAAAAUGAAUCUCUCUCUGAAAGGGUGAAAUCCCUUAACAAGGAGCUAGGGAUACUUAAGUCCAAAGAAGCAGUGGAUAAGCUUCUUGAAACGACCAAACAUAAGGGUCGUGAAGGACUUGGGUUUGACCCCUCUAGUUCUAAAAAGAAAGGGAGAACAACUUUCAUCCCUCCUAAACCUACUGCCAAACCAAAUAAGCAGAAAGGAAAGGAAAAGGAGAAACCAACAGAAGUUCCCAAAAAGGUAGUCCCUCCUAAGAACUAUAGGAAGCUGGACAGACCUCAAAGAGGAAAUAAUUUCAGAAGAAAACCUACUAACCCCCACUAUACACGAGGCUAUACUCAUUAUGGGGUAGAUAGGAGUUUUCCAAGAAAUUCUGAGUGGAGAACUAUGCCAAGAUAUAGUCAUUCUCCACCCCAGAAACUAAUUGUGCCACCUAAGUAUGCUUAUAACCGUCACAGGUCACACUAUGCACAACCUAGACAAAACUAUAGGUCUUACCAACCUAGGUUUGCUAGGAGGAAACAGGAAAUUGCACCUCCUGCACGUAGGAAGUUUUAUGCCGACAACUAUGAUUACAAUCCCAACAAGUUUAGAGCUGCAAGGAAAAUUCCCUGCAACUUCAAACUUGAUGAAGCCGCUAAGUACCCAGGUGUCUGGUACUUAGACAAUGGUUGUUCAAGACACAUGACGGGUGAUGUGAGCCUUUUGAGCAAUCUAAUUCCCUAUGAUGGUCCAAGAGUUACUUUUGGAGGAAGCAAUGAUUUUGGCCUGACUAAAGGGCUAGGAAAUCUGGUGUACAAGGGACUAACCAUCCAAGCUUUAUCUUAUGUUGAAGGUCUCAAUUACAACCUUCUUAGCAUAAGUCAGUUUUGUGAUAAAGGUUACUCCUUGGAAUUCUGCAAGGGCAUGGCAUCUCUCAAGAACAUCUCCACAAAUGAAGUCAUUCUCACUGGGAAGAGAAUCAGAAACAUCUAUGAAGUGAUGUGGGACAAUGUCAAGGAAGCAUGUCUAAUCAGCAAAAGUGACACUAACCUAUGGCUUUGGCAUAAGAGGUUGAGUCAUCUCAACUUCAAAACUCUCAACAAGCUGUCCAAAGAAGGGUUAGUAGAAGGUCUUCCCAAAGAUGUAUUCAGGAAGGAAAGCAUUUGUGAUGCUUGCCAGAAAGGAAAGCAAGUCAAGUCUACUUUCAAGGCAAAACCGGCACCCUCAACUACAAGGAUAUUAAGUCUUAUUCACAUAGACUUAUUUGGCCCUGUUACACCAAUAAGUCUAAGUGGAAAAAAAUAUGUCCUGGUGGUAGUUGAUGAUUACUCAAGAUACACGUGGACAAUCUUCCUCAACAGCAAGAAGGAAACUCAAGGGAAACUCACUAACUGCAUGAAGCUGAUUCAAAACCAAGCAAGUCAGACCAUUCAGAAGAUCAGAUCUGACAAAGGCACAGAAUUCCUGAAUGAAAUCAUCAUUCACUACUACAAGGAUGAAGAAGUCAAUGAAGGAGAUAGAAUGAAGCCCACGGAGUUCAUUCCAUUCAGAAGUCUACCACUGAAGACUUCACAGAGAAAUCCGGAUUCAGACAGUGCUAAGCCUACCGUAAAUUUUGGCCAGCCUUCCAAUAUUCCGGAUCACUCAAAGGGAGACAAUUCCGGAAAUGGCGACCCAGUGCCAAUCCAUCCAGAAACACCAACAACUUCUGUUCUUCAACUAGAAGCUGAACUAGAUCAACUAGUCAAUCCCAAUCAACACAAUCUUCGUUGGUUAAGGGAUCCUCCUCCUCAACAGAUCAUUGGAGAUAUUCAAUCUGGCAAAUUGGAAGCCAAAUGCUCUUCACCGGCGUUCUAUCAAAGCUAUCUGGGGAUGAUAGCCGCUCAAGAACUCUCCGAAUUCCUUCAUAUGGAGAUCCACCUCAAAUAUGCAGAAGAAGUUCUUGAAUUCUACAGAAAUGGAGAGGUCAAGACUGUUCAUUCAAAGAAGGACCCACAGAGGACGAUUCAAGUCAUCAAGUCCAUUGUUGGAGGGACCAAAGUGAAGCUUUCGGAGAAGAAAUUGGGAGAAAAGCUUCACCUUCCCAACUCUGGAGCUGAAAUUGGGAGAUUUCCACAUCUGGGAAAGCCCAACCAGAAAUACCUUUGUCAAGGUCUGUACAUUGGACAUAUUUUGGAGUCUAUGGGUGCUGCAUCUAAAGGGAAGAAGUAUGGAGCCAGAUAUUGGCUAUACUACCUGUCUUCAAAAGGGGAAAACAGAGCAGGUGCUAGUGCUACUGCUGAGGAAAGUUCUUCAGACAAUGUCCCACUCAUCAAUUUGACGAAAAGUGCCAAAAGGAAGCAAGUGGUGUCUCCCUCUCUCAGUGUAGAAGCACCACAGAACCUUGCUCCAAUGAAUCUUGAAGAAGAAGAAGAAGUCUCUAUCCAAGGAGAACUUCAAAGGAAGAAGAAGAGGAAAAUUACCUCUCCCUCAACAUCUGGAAAUGUCAACCCGCAUGAGUUGAAGGAGAAGGAACCUGCUGAGGAAACCUCUGCCCACAACCAGAGCCCUCAACAACUGGAAGAAGAAGCUCAUCAAGUCCAUAGUCUUCCAACCCCCUCACCUCAACCCCAAACAGAUGAUGCUGAUAACCAAUUCUGGCAGCUCUACUAUGACUGGAGAGCUUGGAAGGUUGGAAAUUCAGCAGAGCAGUUGUUAGGUUGGGACCAACAACUGAAGAAUGAGAAGAUCAUCAAGAAGUGCUUAGGACUACCAGUCAACCACAGCUGUGAACAAAUCUUGGAUGAUGCCUGGGUAUGGCAAAGGAACUAUGAAGACUUGCAUCUGGAACACUUGGCCACCACACCAGUUUCAGAAUUUGAAGUGGAUGAUGAGGAUCCUGCAGUCUACAGGCCAGUCUUCUCAAAAGCCACAGAAGAUCAGGUGGUUCUCACUUCUGAAGCACAGGCUGACUUGGAAGCAACAGCUGAGGAUUUCCAAAUAUUUCCGGAAACCUCAUCUGCCUUUGAAACGGUUCUGCCUGAAGCUGUCCAAGAGAAAGCAGUCUCUACUCCACAAGAACAGAACCAGGAAGCAUCAGAUGAAGAACUUCAUCAACAUCUCCAGUCUCAAGUCCUUGAGAUUCUCAUAACUGCUUGUGAGAUCUCCAACCAGCCUGAACUUGAGAUCCCGGAGAAGUUAGGAGAAAUUCUGGAGCAGUCCACUUUUCCAGAAACAACUGAAGUCCAAGAGGAACAAGCUGUAGAAGCCCAAAGGAAUUCUACAGAAGCUGAAAAGGAAGAUCAAAUGGCAGAACUGGAGGCCUCUAAAACUCCAGUGGCUGUUUUUGAAAAGCAGAAUGAAGCUGAAGACUCCCUCUCUAGGGAUAUAUCAAAUUUUAUAUUUGAUGAAGCAGAAGGAGAGUCUGAGAGGACACUAAGGAUUGCUGAUGAAGAAGAUGCUCAAUCUCUUCCUAUGCAACUCUUCCAAAGAACAUCCUCUUCUCAUCAGGUAACCAACUUCCAUUUCCAUACCUCUUCCAUUCCUACACUUCCGGAUGAGGUACCGGAAAUCUGGACAAAGAAGGUCCAAGGGUUGAUUGAAUCAGCCCUAGCAUCUCAACAUGCCUCCUUUAGGCAAGAGAUAGAGCAGAUGGAAGUCAGUUAUCUUCAACUCAAGGAGGUUAACAAAAUCAAAGAGCAAAUAGCAAAUGUCACCGUCAGCCUACAGAAGCAAAUGUCUCUUCUCCAAAUGGACAUCAUAUCAGCUCUGGCAGUGUCUUCAGCAAAUCAGGUAGUAACCAAAGACUACUUGAAGGUGAUCAUUGAUAAUCAGAAGGAAGCAUUCAAACUGUUCAGACUUCUUAAUACAAAUUCUGGAAACCGCAAGAUGGAAGUGAUUCUUCAACAACACAGUCCAUCCUUGAUUCCAGAGCUCCCUAUUGCAGUCAAAGAAGGAGAAGUCUCUUAUAUUCCUUCGCACCUGAACAUGACUGACCUAAUCCUUGACGCUCAGAGAAGUAAUCCGAAGAACUCAACACAGCAUCUAUCCAGCUCAGGAUUGGAUGGAACAGAGGCUGUAGGAACAAUUGUUGCCCACUUCUCAAAUGAUAACCAAACAGAGGAGAGACGCAACAACAUAAGGCGCAUCAAAGAACUAUGUGGAAACAUGCAAGGCAUCAGAGAUUGCCAGAUCUUCAAAGCGCAAGAAGCACUGAAGGAUUUUUUCAUCAAACCAAGGGGAAAUGAUUUGGAAAUUGGAUAUCUUGAUCGGAAAUGUCAAAGACAAAGAUUAAAAAAGCACAAUCUGGACAACGUCGCCAAAGCAGCCAUCUUCAAGACACUUGAUCCCAUCACCUUCUCCAAAAUCAAGCAUCUAAAGACUGCCAUGGAGAUAUGGCAAGGUCUUGGGAAGCUAUGCGAGGGAUCAGAGGACUUGAGAAAGCAGAAGAUAGAAGUCCUGCUUGAGAAGUUCAAAAGCUUCAAAAUGCUUCCUGAAGAAUCAUUCGAUAUGUUGGAUGAAAGAUUCCACAAAAUCUUAAAUGAUCUUGCCUCACUUAACCACGUUCUUUCUCCCAAAGAAAAGAAUGUAAGGUUACUGAGAUCACUUCCAACAGAGUGGUACACCAAGGCCACAGCCAUGGAAGAAGGAAGAAACCUGGAGAACUACACUGUCCAAGGUCUCCUUGAUGAGCUUAGAACCUAUGAGCACAAGCUGAAGAAGAAGAAGGAAGAACAAGUCACUCCCUUCCCCACGGCACUGAUGACAACUCCCAGAGUCCCAACAAGUGAAGGGACAUGCCCAAGAAGCUGUGACACACCUUCCUCCAGCCAGCCGUCCAGCUCAAAAAUGGAGAACUACGAUGAGGAAUUUUCCAUGAUGGUCAAGCAAUUCCGAAAGUUCAAGAAUUUCUUCAAGAAAGCUGACUCAGUCAGAAGGCCAUCCAAGGGAAAGCCACAGGUAAGUGACUCUCCUCCUGAAUCUUAUUUGUGUUAUAAUUGCAGGAAGCCUGGCCACUGGAAGUCAGCAUGCCCGUACCCAAAAGUGGAGAAGUACGGAGAAAGAGAAAGGAACGAGAAGAAAAAGAAGGCAAUGGUUGCUGCUGAGAGUGACGAAUCAUCCAACUCAAGCUCGGAUGAAGAAGCCCUCGUCUGCAUGGAGCGCAGAGUUGAAAAGUCCAACCAUGAGGAUAGGUGGACUAUGUCAGAAGAUGACACUCUCUGCCUAAUGGCCAAAGAUGAUGCUGAUCAAGAGUUCAAAAAGAUGAUGGUAGAUUUUGAGGAAAUAAAUCUCAAACAUUCUUCCUUAACAGAGGAGAACAAACUAUUGAGUGAAGAGAAUCUCAUGUUGACUGAAGGUCGGAAAAGUCAACUGCAUGAGAUCACUGAACUUAAGACUGCAAAUGAAUCUCUCUCUGAAAAGGUGAAAUCCCUUAACAAAGAACUAGGGAUACUUAAGUCUAAGGAAGCAGUAGAUAAGCUUCUUGAAACGACCAACAAUAAGGGUCGUAAAGGACUUGGGUUUGAUCCCUCUAGUUCUAAAAGGAAAGGGAAAACAACUUUCAUCCCUCCUAAACCUACUGCUAAACCAAAUAAGCAGAAAGGAAAGGAAAAGGAGAAACCAACGGAAGUUCCCAAAAAGGACAUGGCAUCUCUCAAUAACAUCUCCACAAAUGAAGUCAUUCUCACUGGGAAGAGAAUCAGAAACAUCUAUGAAGUGAUGUGGGAUAAUGUCAAGGAAGCAUGUCUAAUCAGCAAAGGUGACACUAACCUUCUAUGGCUUUGGCAUAAGAGGUUGAGUCAUCUCAACUUCAAAACCCUCAACAAGCUGUCCAAAGAAGGGUUAGUAGAAGGUCUUCCCAAAACUGCUUUCAGAAAGGAAAGUAUUUGUGAUGCUUGCCAGAAAGGAAAGCAGAAGAAGUUGGGAGAAAAGCUUCAUCUUCCCAACUCUGGAGCAGAAAUUGGGAAACUUCCAGUCAAAAAUCUGGACUGGAAUGUUAUUGGAAUUUUUGGACAAAUUCCUUCUGGCCCAGCGAAGAAAGCAGAUCUGAACAACGACUACAAACUAGUCUUGGAACUGGUCAUCGCAUGCCUCGAGUGUGGAAGUGGAGGUCAUGCUGAUGACAUCACCCAGGAGAGAGCCUUCAUCAUCAACGCUCUCAUUACCAAAACAAAGGUAAACUGGGAUGCACACUUCUUCAAUUCCAUCUCAAAACAUUUGGGAAAGCCCAACCAGAAUUAUCUUUGUCAAGGUCUGUAUAUUGGACACAUUUUGGAGUCUAUGGGUGCUGCUUCUAAAGGAAAGAAGUAUGGAGAAAGAUACUGGUUAUACUAUCUGUCUUCAAAAGGAGAAAACAGAGCCAGUGCUAGUGCCACUGCAGAAGAGAGCUCAUCAGAUAAUGUCCUGCUCAUCCAUAUGGCAAAGACUGCUAAGAGAAAGCAAGUGGUGUCCCCCUCUCCAAGCAUUGAAGCACCACAGAACCUUGCCUUAGCAUGUUUGGAAGAAGAAGAAGAAGUCUCUGAUCAUGGAGAACUUCAAAGGAAGAAGAAGAGGAAAAUCAACUCUCCAUCAACAUCUGGAAAUGUCAAUCCGGAUGAGUUGAAGGAGAAGGAGCCUGCUGAGGAAACCUACACUCAAAACCGGAGCCCUCAACAACUUGAAGAAGAAAUUCCUCAAGUCCAAAGCCUUCCAACCUCAUCAUCUCAGCCUCAAACAAAUGAUGCUGAAAACAAAUUCUGGCAGCUCUACUAUCAUUGGAAAGCAUGGAAAGUUGGAAAUUCAGCAGAGCAACUGUUGGAUUGGGACCAACAAUUGAAGAAUGAGAAGAUUAUCAAGCAGUGCCUAGGAAUACCAGUCACUCACAACUGUGAACAAAUUUUGGAUGAUUUCUGGGUAUGGCAAAGAGACUCGGAAGAUCUGCAUAUGGAGUACCUGGCCACCACACCAUUUUCAGACUAUGAAGCAGAUGAUGAAGACACUGCAGUCUUCAAGCCAGUCUUCGCCAAAGCCACAGAAGAUCAAGUUGUUUUCACUUCUGAAGCACAGAGUGUUUUGGAAGCAGCAGCUGAAGGUUUCCAAACACUUCCGGAAACCUCACAUGCUUCUGAAAUGGCUCUGACAGAAGAUGUUCAGGAGAAGACAACCUCUCCCCCACAAGAACAAAACCAAGAAGAAGAAGCAGAAGAAGAAGAAUUUCAGCAACUGGUCCAAUCUCAAGUACUCGAGAUCCUCACAACUCCUUGUGAGAUCUCCAACCAGACACAACCUGAGAUUCCGGAAAAGUCAACAGAAAUUCCAGAAAAGUCAGCUAUUCCAAAAACAAUAGAGCAAGCUGUUGAAGUGCAAAGGCAUUCUGAAGAAGCUGAAAAGGAAACUCAAAUGGCAGAAGUGGAGGACUAUCAAACUCCAGCAGCCAUUGUUGAAGAACAUAAUGAAGCUGAAAAUAGUGACUCCCUCUCCAGAUACAUAUCAGAUUUUGCACUUGAUGAAGCAGAAGGAAUAUCUGAGAGGACACUGAAGGUCACUGAUGAAGAAGAUGAACAAGAUGAUGCUGAAUCUCUUCCUUUGCAACUCUUCCAAAGGACUCCAUCUUCUCAUCAGGAGCAAAUAGCAAGUGUCACAGUCAGUCUACAAAAGCAGAUGUCCCUUCUCCAAAUGGACAUCAGAUCAGCCCUAGCAGUAGCUUCAGCAAAUCAGGUAGUAAUCAAAGACUACUUGAAGGUGAUCAUUGACAAUCAGAAGGAAGCAUACAAGCUGUUCAGACUUCUUGGCGCAAACUCUGGGAACCGCAAGAUGGAAGUAAUUCUCCAACAACACAGCCCAUCUCCAAUACCCCAGUUCCCAAUUGCAGUCAACGAAGGAGUAGCCUCUUACAUCCCCUCUCAUCUGAACAUGACUAAUCUGAUUCUUGGGGCACAGCAAAGGAAUCCGGAAAGCUCAGCACAGCAUCUAUCCAGCUCAGGACUGGAUGGAACAGAAUUUAUAGGUGCAGUUGCUGACCACUUCUCAAAUGAUGCACAAGCAGAGGAAAGGCGUGAAAAUUUAAGGCGCAUCAAAGAACUCUGUGGAAACAUGCAAGGCAUCAGUGAGACUUUGUAUUUCACCACUUUGGGACCACCAGAUGGGACCCUUUCUUUCUGGACCUGGGGAAUGUUCCAAAGCAUAUGUGGACAAGGUCACUCCAAUACUAGUUGUUCCCACACCCACCAAUGGCGCGCUCAACAGCUACACGACAAUGUCACUCCAGUACCACCUGUUCCCACACCAGUUGCUGUCCCACAUCUGGACAAUGCCUCUCCAGUACUAGUUGUUCCCACUCCAGUUGCUGUCCCACCAUCAACAGCUCCCACAUCUGCACUUGCCACUUCAGCUCCCAUCCCAAUCCAUUCUCCUCAAGGUCCAGAAGCUGUAAACAAUAUGGCUUUGAUCCUAUGGAAAUCCUUGCCUAUUGAUGAGUCUAAAGUCUCACCACUCUUAUUACAAGAAGAAGAAUAUGAUAGUGAUGAUUCAGAUUCGAUGGGUAGAACUUCCCAUCGCUGUUUGGCAUGGUUCUGGAAGUUGGUUUGGCUAAGGGACUGCUUACCCAUCGAUGGGAAGAUCUUCCCAUCGCUGGAUGGAUGGUUAGCCAAAAACCCAAUGGUUCCUUUGGUAUCUUGUGAAAGUGUUGUGGGUCAAGAUGUGGAUGAGGAAAAAGGAAAUGUGAUUGAAGAUGGUGCGGAGGUUGAAUUGGAAUGUGGAAACCCCACAAUGCCAAAUGAUGUGGAAGAACCGAUGCGCGUUGAGGCUGUAGUUGGGGGGUCUGCUGGUUUGAACAAGGGUAGAAUGGGGCAGCGUGACCAUGAAGGCACGCAGAGAGUUAGCAUCGGUGACGAUGAUUUCGAUAGAAUAUUCACUAGCAGUAAUGUGGCCAGCGGGGAGCAGGGAGUGAGAGGUGUUCAUGAUUCUAUUGUGGCGUUCACUACGGGUUCGUAUUCAAACAGUGCGUGUGUGGAGAUUGAAAGACCUAAAAGGGUUCACAAGAAUCCUGAGAGAUAUACUCCCUCGAAGGUUGAGCAAAAUAAGAAGAAGCGCAAGAUUGAGCAGAUGGAGCAUGCUAGGGAACAUCUUAAAUGUGAUAGGGGGGCAGUGUGCUAUGGGCCAUUUUCCGAGGAUCCAAAGGAGAUGCCUGCAGAUGAAGAAAUAGAGAAGCAUGUUGAGAUAGCAAUGUAUUUUCUAGAAGUGAAAGGCAGACAGUACAAUCUCCUGCAGACGUACACGACAACGAGUCCUUAUUUCUUACAGGGGUUGAAUAACCACCAAGAAAUGGUAAAUGUUGGCAGGGCGAAGAAGGAGGAUGUCAUCAAUAAUCUGAACCUAACAAGCAAGGUUAAGGGAUUGGCGCGCGAAUAUGCUAGGCCAUGGUCUGAGUGUGAUUUCGUGUAUAUGCCCCUGAAUACCAGUGACCACUGGGUCUUACUUGUGCUAGAAGUGGAAGGAAGGACUAUACGGGUAUAUGAUUCAAAAGGAAGGAAAGGAAAGAUUUGCAAGGCAUUAAAUUCGUAUGUGCAAUGUAUUACAGAGUUGCUGCCGGUCCUCCUUGAUAUGUUGAAUGUGUACGACGAGCACUCAGAUGGGCCAAUGGGCAAACGAAAGUUCUGUACCGAGGCCGUUGAUGGUUGUCCGCAGCAAAAUGACGGGUGUAACUGUGGAAUGUUUAUGCUGAAGUUUGCGGAGUACCUGAUGAUGUACAGGGACAUCGGUGAGGUGCAUUCACGCGACAUGGAGGCGUAUCGGAUUAAAAUGACUACGGAGCUCAUGGUUUACAGUAAGGAGCGAAGAGAGAAGGCCAAAGAGAAAUAGACAUAUGUAUCCUUAAACUAUUUUUAGUCUAAGGCCAAUCAAUUUAAUAUUUGUCAACCCUUAAAUGAAUUCUAGUUUAACUAAUUAAACUAUAUUCCAGUAUACAGAGUACUCCUAAUAAUCCUUAAGCUAGGUC
Molecule: messenger RNA, 11509 nt
Organism: Cuscuta campestris
Lineage: Eukaryota; Viridiplantae; Streptophyta; Magnoliopsida; Solanales; Convolvulaceae
Source: the annotation of a GenBank genome assembly